UAUAUAUAUAUAUAUAUAUAUAUAUAUAUUCACUGUACAUCUCUUGAAUCUACUUUGCAGCGCUUACCCUCGUUCCCUCCCUAAAUGUUUCAAAAAGAGGGCUUUGUUCGGGUUCACACCUUCACUUUGUUUAUACUCAUGAUUUUUUUUCUACGUUUAUCACUGCUAUUGUUUUUCCUGAUGUUUUUAUUGGUUAGAGGUAUUUGCCCUGAUCUUUAUCAUGUUGUACAGCGCUUUGUGAUUUAUAUCUGUGAAAGGCGCUCUAUAAAUAAACUUUUACUUACUUAGUUACCCUUAAAUUUUACCGCAGAGGAAAAUUCCUGGCAAUAGGGGGCAGUAUAUACAUAAAUUAUUGUAAGCACGAGGUAUUUUUGAGUUUGAGUAAGACCUUCUUGUCUACAAAUGGCCAUUGGGUCAAAAAUCCCUGGGAGCGUUGCCUCCAGCAAAAAUAACGAACACGUCAGACUCCCUUUCAUCACUGGCAACAAGCGAAGAGGCAAAUGUAAAACAACAAGACAACAAUUAGUUCGUUUUGUAACCGCUUGCUACAAAUUAGUAAAUGCAUUUUGUCCUCACAGGCUCCCGUAGAAGGAAACAUGGCAUCUAAUAAGCCGUCCUCCAGAGACUUAGACCCGCUCCCGUGCAUUUUAGACCUGAUUUUUAUGGUUAUAUGUUACAAAGCCAACAACUGGGCAUCAUUUGGUUCAUUUUCAAUAUUUCAAUUGAUAUUUCCAGAUAUUACUGACACAUUGUCUCUUUAAUUUAAAAAAUCGGAGUUUUAAGACUUAAUCUGUAAUUCCUUGUUAUUUUGUGGCUUUUUUCUCUCUCUUCUCAUCCUCCUGCAAUAAAAAGGCCCUGUUUUUUAUGUUAAACACAAAUCUGACCUGAUGGGUCAAAGUUUCCUCACAAAGGUAUCAGCAGCAAACAGAAAAACCAAAAAAACUAAAGAGUCUGAGAGCUUCAUUAGUUUUUAUUGUUGGACAGCACCACCCACCCCAUCUCUGUCUCAGAGCUUCUGGUCCAAACAGAGGAGCCUCGCAGCCUGGAGAGGGGGGGUGUAGGAUGAAUCUCUCUGAUCUCUUAUCAGCUGCAGCAGAUUCUCUGGGAGGAGGGGCGUGUGUGUGUGUGUGUGUGUGAGAAACAUCCACACCAGAUCUCCAUCUCUCAGACCUCCUGUUCUGCUGUUGAGAUAACCUGACACGUAGAGGAAACCGUCCUCUGAUCACACUUUAGCAGAACAGAAACGAUCAACAGCAUCAGAACCGAAUCUCGACCAAUCAGCAACAAGCUGGACCUGGCUCAUGGUCUGAUGAGGCUGAAAAGACCACAGACAGCAGGAAAAUGAGAAGAUCGUUCUGAAGAAUAAACCUGCUGCAGGAAAAAUGUUUCAUGUCUUUCAAUUAGGCACUGAUUAGAACAAUUUUAUGUUUUAAUCUAAAAAAAGAACUGAAUGAGGUAACAUUUGACUCAUUUUACCUGGAGGUGACGUCACAUCUCAAGAGGGUUAAUCAUACCUUCUUUCCCCAGACUGUUUGCGACACUUAUCGAGCCAUCAAUGUUUAAUUCAAAGAUGCAUUUUUGCUUGAGACGCUGCAGAUUUGAGCUUAUUUCCGUCAUCCCUCUCCGAUUUGUAGCCAGACUUGAAUCUUUUCUUGAUCAAUAGUUCUUCAGAUACUUUCAAAGCUUUUUCUGCACCUUUUUGAAGCUCAUUAGUCACUGCGGCAUGGUUUAGAUACAGGAACUGGACUGAAAAUGAGCAGAAAAACAGCCCAAGUCCAAAGAAAAGCUUCAGAAAGACACAAAUCGGCUGGUCAUUAAUAAUGAGUUUGGAUAGAAACAAAAGGGUUUGCUGCAUUUGAUCGUUACAAUUUUCUACACAUUCAUGAAAAAACGAGAUAGAAACAACCCUAACCAAAUGUAAUCAUCACUUUUUUGAAUACUGAAUAAAGUUUCACAGAGAAACUAAAACAAACCAUCUCUCUGGUCUCUCCAUCUCGUGCGCUCUCAUCCAACCUGCGCGCGCCUCUCCAUCCCUCCCUCUCCUACACUUCCAAUCUGCACUUCAAAGUCGGUUUCAGACACGAGCUGAUCUUUCUGUCAACUGGUGCCACGCGCUCCACAUCUCCACCGUCAUCACCACCACCACCACAGCGAUGCCUCGAGGAUUCUUGGUGAAGCGGAACCGGCGGGGCUCAUUGUCAUACCGGCCACGGAGCGACAUCCAACUGAACGAGGCGCAGGUGGAGACCCCCACGCAGGGGGUCUUCCCGUUCCACCGACCGGAUAGAGAACUCCCAGAGUCCCGCGAGGACCCGAUCAGGGAGGCGUGGAGCCCGCACGUGGAGUCCGCGCUGGAGGCGGAGGCUGACCGGAGCGCGCAGCUACCGGACACCGAUGUGGACGUUCUGAGUGUAGAUGAUGAUUUCUCCUGCUUCUACCCGCCUCCCCCUCCACACGACCUGGCUUUAAACGACACCUGCAGCCCCGUUAAACCGGUGGGCACGAGGCUGCUGGAGCACGCAGAGAAGCAACCGGCGUUACCGGAACUUCCGUAUCUGGUGAGCUCCACACCGAACUCCAUGUCCGCUUCCAUCCAGGCGCUCUUCAGCAGCGGCCGCCUCCACGCGCAGACUUACGACCAUAAGUUUGACCCGAACCUGGCCCACCUGUUCCCAUCUCUGACGCUGAUGGACCGGGGGCAGGCGGACAGAAAACGCUCCUUCCUCGAUCCGGAUCAUCCAAACAAACACAGCACCAAGCAGGCGGCGGGAAAGAAACCCAAACUCAACCGGAGGAUGAACUUCGAGGAUGAGGUCACCACGUCUCCGGUUCUGGGUCUGAGGAUCAAGAAAGAGAGUCCGGAUCUGAGGAGGUCUCGGGACAAACCGUCCGCCCCCACCGGGACUCAGCCUCUCGGGGAGUUCAUCUGCCAGCUCUGUAAGGAGGAGUACCCGGACCCGUUCUCCCUGGCUCAGCACAAGUGCUCCCGCAUCGUGCGCGUGGAGUACCGCUGCCCGGAGUGCGACAAAGUCUUCAGCUGUCCCGCAAACCUGGCCUCCCACCGGCGAUGGCACAAACCGCGUCCGGUGAACAACCAGACCGGGGACACGAGCCGGGGUCAGCCGUUAAAAGAGGCCCGGGUGAUGCUCCAGCAGGAGAAGCAACCGGUGAAGAUUGACGGUAAAGAAAACGAGAUGCAGCACCACGGAGCACCGGACAGCUCCUCCCGCGUGCUGCUGCUCCGCACCGACUCCUCCGCCCCUUACCGGAAUCCGGACAUGCAGCAGCACGUGAGAGCGGCGGACAGCCCCCCGUCCGGGCUUCUGUUGCUCAACCCCGAAGAGCGCGCGGACCUCCCGCUUCUCCAGACCCCGUUACCGGAGGAGGAGGUGUACGACUGCCGCUACUGCGGGAAGAAAUUCCGCCGACAGGCUUACCUGAAGAAACACCUGGCCGCGCACGAGAUGACAGCGCGCGCAUCCCCGCCCUCCUCACCUUACCCCCAGAGCCAGGUGUUCCUGUGCCACCUGUGCGGCGCGCGCUUCCCGUCGGUGGACAUCAGAGACAAACACCGCCUGUGGCACGCGAUGCGGGACGAGCUGCUGGCGGAAACGCUGGAAGGUGCACGCAGAGCGGAGGCGUUUCACGCGCACAGAGAAGAGGGCAGCGGCGGCGAGCAGCAUCAGCAGAUCUUCACCUGCAAGUACUGCCCGUCCACCUUCUUCAGCUCACCUGGGCUCACGAGACACAUCAACAAGUCUCAUCCCACCGAGAACCGGCAAGUGAUGCUGCUGCAGAUGACGGUCCGGCCGUGAAAGUCCAGAAAACCGAACCGGAAGCAAAAACUCUGCUGAAGCGUUGGCUUACGUCUCAGUGCCUUUUAUGAGCUCGUUAAACUUUUAUCAUCAAAUAAAAGAAAAACGAAAACUUAUUAAAUCCAUGAAGGCGGGCUGACGUGUCGCUGUCCCUGGUCCUGAAACCGCUCCGCUGGACGCACGCUGUCCCUGGUCCUGAAACCGCUCCGCUGGACGCACGCUGUCCCUGGUCCUGAAACCGCUCCGCUGGACGCAGCUACUCCUGCGUAAACCCCCAACACCUGCUUCGAUGCUUAGAUAUUCAACUUGUUUGGUACAUUUGACUAAAUAAACCAAGAACAUUCUCUUUAAUCAGAUUCUACCCAGUAUCAAACCUAUAAUUUAUACACGCUUAAGUUUUUCUGAUAAACGAAUCUAAAAAAAAAAAUCACCGACUUUGACUUUUAUAAUUAAUGUUUUCUGUUAAUCAUAUUUUCAUACAGAACUUGAAUAUUUCAUGUUGAUCCUGUUGGUUAAAACGUCUCGUCUUU
Molecule: messenger RNA, 4345 nt
Organism: Nothobranchius furzeri (turquoise killifish)
Lineage: Eukaryota; Metazoa; Chordata; Actinopteri; Cyprinodontiformes; Nothobranchiidae
Product: insulinoma-associated protein 2
Biological process (GO): neuron differentiation; regulation of cell cycle process; negative regulation of transcription by RNA polymerase II
Cellular component (GO): nucleus; transcription repressor complex
Molecular function (GO): DNA-binding transcription repressor activity, RNA polymerase II-specific; RNA polymerase II cis-regulatory region sequence-specific DNA binding
Source: RefSeq, a predicted model, not a curated record